Molecule: messenger RNA, 1184 nt
Organism: Hibiscus syriacus
Lineage: Eukaryota; Viridiplantae; Streptophyta; Magnoliopsida; Malvales; Malvaceae
Product: protein IQ-DOMAIN 1-like
Exons: 5
Coding region: 18-1184 (388 amino acids)
Molecular function (GO): protein binding
Source: RefSeq, a predicted model, not a curated record
AUGGGUACCUAUGGAAAAUGGUUCAAGUCACUUGUAACUCCCAAACCACUUCAAGACCUCAGCAACAAGAGAAAAUGGGAGAUAAUAAGUCUAAGAAGAAGUGGAAGCUCUGGAGGAGCUCCUCCGAAGGGUUCGAAUCCUCCUCAUCCAGGGGUCUUAAAACGCAUCACGUGGCUGCUUCAGAGACCUCCGAUUCUUCUUUCAUGGCGGAUGGUGCACUCGCUGCUGCCAUGGCUACCAUUGUUCGUGCUCAACCCAAAGAUUUUAGGGCUGUGAAGCGAGAAUGGGCCGCCAUCCGAAUCCAGACUGCAUUUCGAGGCCUGCUGGCAAGACGAGCUUUAAGGGCUUUGAAAGCAGUAGUAAGGAUUCAAGCCAUAUUCCGUGGUCGUCAAGUUCGUAAUCAAGCUGCCGUGACAUUAAGGUGCAUGCAAGCUCUUGUAAGGGUACAAGCUCGUGUGAGAGCACAAUGUCUGAUAUUUUCAGAAGAACAAGCUGUGCAUAAACUCAAUGAUCCAACCAAGGAUGCUGAGAAAGGAUGGUGUGACAGUCCUGGGACUUUAGAAGAAGUAAGAGCGAAACAACAAAUGAGGCAAGAAGGUGUAAUGAAAAGGGAGAGAGCAAUGUCAUACUCUGUUUUAAAACAGUCAAGAUCAUAUGGCAAUGGCAGCCCAAAUUUGAGAGCAAACAAGCACCCAUUCCCUCACAAGCAUCAUCAUCAAAAGCUAGAUUGGAAUUGGGUUGAUCAUUGGAUGGCAACCAAGCCCUGGGAAAGUGCAGAUGCCAGUAACCAAGCCCGAGUUCUUGCAAGGCCUCCUAUGGUCAAUCAGACUUCAGAUUCAUUGUCUUCCCCUAGUUCCAACUCGGUCUACGACGAGAGCUCGACUUCGACGUCAUCGGCAUCCGUGUCUCCCACUGCAUUAGAAGAUAAUCCUACAAAGAAACCCAGCUACAUGAAACCUACCCAGUCUAUCAAAGCUAGGACCUUCAGGUUUUCUUCUUCGGAUAACAUGCGGGGACACGUCGUUGAUAGUGAUGAUUUAAAGUAUUUUCACGAGAAAAUGACGACUCUCUCCUGUGAAGACACCAGAAGUUGUGCUGAUUCGAACCCAUCAUUUAAUUUUUCCAGGGAACUGUGCCGAUCGAGACAAGAUUCCCCAAAGAAAAAAUCAGUGGUGUCAAGGUAG